Molecule: messenger RNA, 2955 nt
Organism: Cavenderia fasciculata
Lineage: Eukaryota; Evosea; Eumycetozoa; Acytosteliales; Cavenderiaceae
Gene: serA
Product: 3-phosphoglycerate dehydrogenase
Exons: 10
Coding region: 1-2955 (984 amino acids)
Molecular function (GO): NAD binding; oxidoreductase activity, acting on the CH-OH group of donors, NAD or NADP as acceptor
Source: RefSeq, a predicted model, not a curated record
AUGUCAUCCACUCUCUUUUCUUGUUUGCAAAGUAGCCAAAAACUGAGUGAGACUGAGAAAAUCCGAGACAUAUGUGGAAUGAAAGACAAGACGAAUGAAUAUAAAGUGGCUGACAACAACAAUAAUAAUAAUAAUAACAGUAAAGAACAACUUAAUAACAAGAAGAAUAAUAGGAAUUCAUAUCGAAGCAGUAGUGAUUCAAUAGUCUAUGAAACUACACCAGAACAACAACAACAAAAACUAGACAAUAGCAACGAUUUAUUUUCACUCUUUGAUUCAACUUUUACUUCUUCUCAACCUCAUCCUCCAACCUCAUCAAUCUUUUUAAAUAACCAACAAGAUACCGAUAAUAACAAUAGCAAUAGCAAUAGCAAUAGCAAAGAAAAUAGUAGAGGAAAGAAGAGUCUUGGAGGAAGGAACAACAGCGAUAAAGAUAAUAACAUUAACGAUAACGAAGAAUACAACAAUAAUAAUAACGCAAUCAAUCCUUUAACAAUCGAUAGAUCAUAUUCACUAACACCUCGAGACGAAGAUAUUAAUAUUAAUAAUAACAACAAUAAUAAUAAUAAUAAUAACAACAAUAAUAAUAAUAUAAACAAAUUUAAAAAUAAUAAUCUUAGAAAUUCAAUGUCAGCCAUUAUAAACAAUAAUCAUCUUAAAAACCGUAUAGAUGAAGAUGACGAAGAGGGAUUCUUGGAUACCGAUUCACACCAUUCAUCACUCUAUAGUCCCUCUGUAGACGAUAAGACCCCUCUUAAUCCAACCAAAGACUUUGCCAAAAUAUAUGAAGCAAAUCUUUCAAAACAACAUCAUAAAAAGUUUGUUUGGUUAUUCCCAAUUUGGGCAGAAGAGAAAUUAAGAUGUUUGUUCAUUACUGCUCUUGUUGCAAUUGAGAUUGCCAUUGCAGCUCCCUUUUUCCUUUAUAUUAUUGGCCAUGAUGCCCUUGCAACCGAAUUUGCCUACCUUGCACUCCUCCUUGCUCUCUUGUCUCAAGUUCCAAAAAGAUUCCUUUGGAGAUUUAGACCAUACAUGGUAUUAAGAGCUAAAACCAUGAAAAAAGAUCAAACAUCAUCAUUCCCAUCAAGAGCAGUAACAUGUUCAGUGGUAUAUAGUUAUGCAGUAGUUUGGAUAUCAUGGUAUUAUAAAGGAUCAAAAGACACGAUUGAAUGGUGGAUGCCAAUACUUUUUGUGGUGAUGGUUCUGGCGAGUAGUUUUGCGCGUAUCAAUCUUGGAGUACAUUACCCAUCGGAUUGUGUAGGAGGUGUCAUUCAAGGCAUUCUCGUCUGCAUCAUUGGUAGUGGAAUGAAAAAGCUCGACAUGCUUGGGUGUGGGUCGUGUUGGUACUAUGAAUGCUAUGCCCAAACUCCCGAGAGCACUCUAUCCUUUGAAACUCUUGGUCGAAUCAAUUUUGUAAUGUUAUCCAUCCUAGUCAUCAUUUGUAUUGUAGUUCCUGUCAUUUCAGUUGUCAAACCAGUCGAUUUUUGGUCAAAAUGUGAUAGAGUUUAUGGAAUGUUAUUCCCAUCGAUUUGUUUCCAAUUAAUAUUCUUGUGUCCAAGUUCAUAUUCAGAAGCAAAUAGUUUACCACGUCCAACUUCGGCCAAAUGGUAUUCUUAUUUGUUUGGUUUUGGAUUGGCUAUCACUGCAACACUGGUAGCAUUGAAAUUUAAAGCAAAAUAUUCGGUUCUCACAUUUUGGAUUCUUUUUAUCCUUUUAAGUAAGAUGAUGACAACAGAAGAAGCACAAACAUCUUAUCCAAAGGAAAAGAUUAAUAUAUUAUUAGUUGAGAAUAUUCAUCAAGCUGCUAUCGAUCUAUUCAACAGAGAAGGAUUUCAUGUUGAAUCAUUGACAUCAGCAUUAUCAGAGGAUCAAUUAAUUGAAAAAAUCAAAGAUGUCCAUGUAUUGGGUUUGAGAUCAAAGACAAAGGUCAGUGAAAGAGUAUUGAAUGAAGCUAAACGUCUCAUGGCUAUUGGGUGUUUUUGUAUUGGUACUGAUCAAGUAGACUUGACAGUUGCUGAAAACAAAGGUGUUCCAGUUUUCAAUUCACCAUUUUGUAAUUCAAGAAGUGUUGCUGAAUUAAUAAUUGCAGAGAUUAUUACAUUGUCUAGAAAAUUGGGAGACCGUAGUUCAGAGAUGCACAAUAAGAUUUGGAAAAAAGAGUCAAAGAAUUGUCAUGAGAUUCGUGGCAAGACAUUGGGUAUUAUUGGGUACGGUCACAUUGGUUCGCAAUUAUCGGUGUUGGCCGAAGCCAUGGGUAUGAACGUGAUCUAUUAUGACACGGCCAGAAAGUUGCCGUUGGGAAACAGUCGUACUUGUCCCGACAUGAAGUCACUGCUCGAGCAAAGCAACUUUGUCACUUUGCAUGUGCCAGACACCGAACAAACAAGAAACAUGAUCUCUGAGCCCGAAAUCAUGUUGAUGAAACCUGGUAGCUAUCUGUUGAACGCUUCAAGAGGUAAGGUAGUCGAUAUUGAAGCGUUGGCCAAAGCACUUAAAUCGGGACAUUUGGGUGGGGCUGCCGUAGACGUCUAUCCAGUUGAACCAGAGGCCAAUAACAACCAAUGGGAAUGCAUACUCCAAAAAUGUCCAAAUACAAUCCUAACACCACAUAUUGGUGGUAGUACUGAAGAGGCUCAAGAAGCUAUUGGCCUUGAAGUGUCCGAGUUGAUCACCAGUUUUAUCAAUGCUGGCUCGUCGGAAGGUUCAGUCAACUUCCCAGCCAUCUCUAUGCCCAUCCGUCCAGACACUCAUCGUAUCCUCAACAUUCACCAAAACCGUCCAGGUGUGCUCCGUGACAUCAAUCUUAUCCUCUCUGAAUUCAACGUCUCUGCUCAAACCCUCUCCACCCGCAAACAAAUCGGUUACAUCAUUGCCGACGUUGACAAGGCUGCCUCCAAAGAAAUUAAAAAGAAAAUCUCUUCCAUCCCAUCUUCAAUUAAAACUAGAGUUUUAUAUUAA